AUGGAAUACACUCAACAGCCGAAAGUCUUCCGGCCCAGCUGGUACACCAUCCCAGCGAUCUUUUCCACGAUUCAGUCGUACACUUCGGCAGUGGAGUGGUUCUACUAUCUGACCUUUAUCUCGCACAUACUAUGCAAGUCUGACUCGGCCCAUAUAGCCAAAGCCCACCUCAUCUCCUUUCUGCGCGCUCGUCCACACAUCCAGAUGUGGCACGAAGCUUUGCUCUCCGAGAUGUACGACGAGGACGAACCAAAUCUACCGUCGGUACUGGAAGAGAUUUCGCGAGUAUUGCACGCAGAGAUUCUCGUUGAUGACGAGAGGAAGGCAGCUGAGCUGGCGAAAGAUGCGCAGACCAGGAAAGUGCUGGAAGAGCAGGGUGUGGCUGUGCAGCAGCGCGAGCAGGCCCGACGAGCUUUCGAGGCUUCUUGUCUCCGCUUUGGUAGUAUCGGGAAAGAUGUGCCUGCUGCCGGUCAAAUUGGUGUUCUCGAUCUUGCCGCUCUCUUAGCUGUGUUGUCGUUGCAAUCGCCCUUUGAUCUACCCGUCACGCCCGAACCUGGGUUUGCUGCAACUGUAGCGCCUGUUCAGCAGGUAUCAUGGCUGAAGGGUCUUGCGCGCAGUUUGGCUCAGCUUGCAGUAGAGGUCACUCCAUCCUACACUCACUUGGCAGCGUAG
Molecule: messenger RNA, 672 nt
Organism: Alternaria arbusti
Lineage: Eukaryota; Fungi; Ascomycota; Dothideomycetes; Pleosporales; Pleosporaceae
Exons: 3
Coding region: 1-672 (223 amino acids)
Source: RefSeq, a predicted model, not a curated record